Molecule: messenger RNA, 1461 nt
Organism: Dermacentor andersoni
Lineage: Eukaryota; Metazoa; Arthropoda; Arachnida; Ixodida; Ixodidae
Gene: Sirt2
Product: Sirtuin 2
Cellular component (GO): nucleus
Molecular function (GO): NAD+ binding; histone deacetylase activity, NAD-dependent
Source: RefSeq, a predicted model, not a curated record
GUUCGAAAACAGCUACUCUCGGGCUGCUCGACAGAGUUGUCCUAGCCCUGGAAUGCCGAACGGAGUCAGGGGCGACAAAUCGAAGAGGCCGAACCUGUAUACCUUCUCAAUCUCAGCUGCUGAUCUUCUGCUUCAAAAGCGCGGUUGGCUGUCGACAUGGAGAAAAAAGAAGCGGAGCUUGGAGAGUGUUCCAGCCUGCUGUCAGGGGAGGAGGAUAAAGAGACAUUGACAGCUGCGCCCACUUGCAGCUGCAGCAGCCAGCCACCAUCCUCCGAGGACAGUCGGGAGGAAGAGGAGGACAAAGCUGAGCAGCCGGGCGAUCUCUUGAGCCACCUGAGCCAGUUCCUGUACCAGAAGCUGGGCUUGGGCAAUGACGAGGAGCCCGUGCACAUCCUUGACGAGCCCAGCAUAGAUGGAAUUGUGCGAUACAUCCAGGGUGGCAAAUGCAAAAACAUCAUUGCCAUGAUUGGAGCAGGCAUAUCGACAGCUGCAGGUAUCCCCGACUUCCGCAGCCCAAACAGCGGCAUCUACUCCAAGCUGGGGAAGUUCAACCUUCCCUCACCUGAGGCUAUCUUUGAGAUUGGAUACUUUCGGAGGAAUCCAGCCCCAUUUUAUGCCCUGGCCCGCCAACUCUUCCCACAGGAUCUUAAGCCAAUGCUGAGCCACUACUUCCUGAGGCUGCUUCACGAGAAGGGCCUGCUGCUUCGUCUCUACACACAGAACAUCGACUGCCUGGAACGUUUAGCAGGCAUCCCAGCAGAGGCCAUUGUGGAGGCACACGGCACUUUCCACAGCUCCCACUGCCUGUCAUGCAACCACGAGUACUCCCUCGACUGGCUGAGGGAGCAGAUAGCUGCAGAGCCUGUGCCUCUGUGCUUGGACUGCGGCUGUCCUGUCAAGCCAGAUAUUGUGUUUUUCGGCGAGAGGCUGCCGGACCGGUUUUUUGACCUAUCUGAAGAGGACUUUGCCAGGUGUGACCUGCUGCUCAUCGUGGGCACCUCCCUGCAGGUGCAGCCAUUUGCUGGACUGGUGGACAAGGUUCACAAUUCCAUUCCUCGGCUCCUGAUCAACUUGGAGAAAUGUGGCCACAGCAACCUGGUCAGCAAAAUCCUGGGGCUUGGGUGUGGCUUGGACUUCGACUCGGAGGCCAACUUCAGGGAUGUGGCACUCCUGGGCACUUGUGACAGUGGAUGUCGGGAGAUGGCUGACCGUCUGGGCUGGAAGGAUGACUUGUUGCGGCUCAUUGAGCAGGUGGACGUAGCCAAGGCAGAAGCAGUUGAAGCCAAGGCAGAGGCUGAGCAGAAAGUGGCUGCAGGCCAGCCGGAAAUGGUCAAGCAGCUUGGAGAGGCGUCCGAGAAGUGAUGGGAGCCAGUGGUGGGCAGCUGCACCUGCUUUCCCUGGCCGGUGGCCGUGCAGAACUAGUAGCUGUUGAUGUUCCUAUAAAGCUUGGUUGACUGUUCA